CCCUUUCUUCUCUCCAAACACCCCACCCCCCCCCAUAGUCAAGUCAGUGCCUUGAAAUGUCUAUCACCGGUGGUGCAGGGUUUGUCACAUCCGAGGGCAAGAAAAAACUUUUCUUGGCUUUCUUUGCGUCUAUCCUUCUAGUCACUGCUAUAGUUAGCAUCGCUGCCACCGUAUCUGUUUCCAAAAAGAAAUCUAGCGACGACAACAACAAUAAUGCAGCUCACUCCAUCAUCAAAACUUCCUGUAGCUCCACAUUGUACCCAGAGUUAUGCCUCUCAACAAUCUCUGCAGCCCCAGAUGCUGGGACCAAGAUCAAGAACCCCAAGGAUGUAAUAGAGAUGUCAUUGAACUUGACAGUAACUGCUGUCCAGGGUAACUAUUUAUCCAUCAAGAAGCUCAUCAGCACCAGGAAAGGCCUAACAAAACGCGAAAAGGUUGCCCUUAAUGACUGUCUAGAACUGGUCGAUGAAACUCUGGACGAGCUUUACAAGGCUGAACAAGAUCUCAGUGACUAUCCCAAUUUCAACAAGUCCAUUUCUCAACAUGCUGAUGAACUCAAGAGCCUUCUUAGUGCUGCAAUGACCAACCAAGAUACUUGCAUUGAUGGAUUUUCUCACGACGAUGCAGAUAAAAAGGUGAGGGAAGCGUUAAUAGACGGGCAAAUGCAUGUGUUCCAUAUGUGUAGCAAUGCACUGGCAAUGAUCAAGAACUUGACAGACACCGACAUGACAAGGCAGGGUUACCCGUCAGGGAGGCAACUUGAGGAGCAAGACGAAACAGAAUGGCCUGAAUGGUUGUCUGCUGGAGACAGGAGACUGCUACAGGCGACAACAGUUACUCCUGACGUUACCGUGGCUGCUGAUGGCAGCGGUGACUUCCGCACGGUGUCUGAGGCGGUGGCGGCUGCACCGGAGAGAAGCACCAGGAGAUACAUUAUAAAGAUUAAAGCUGGAGUGUAUAGGGAAAACGUGGAUGUUCCAAGGCGGAAAACCAAUCUUAUGUUUGUCGGAGAUGGGAGAGUCAAUACCAUCAUCACCGCUAGCAGAAAUGUUGUUGAUGGCAGCACCACCUUCAACUCUGCCACUGUUGCUGCGGUAGGGGACGGGUUCCUGGCCAGGGACAUAACAUUUCAGAACACAGCUGGACCAUCAAAGCACCAAGCAGUGGCGCUGCGUGUGGGAUCAGACUUAUCAGCAUUCUACAGGUGUGACAUGUUAGCAUACCAGGACACUCUCUAUGUGCACAGCCUUCGCCAAUUCUAUAUAGAAUGCCUUAUAGCAGGCACUGUGGACUUCAUAUUUGGAAAUGCAGCAGCAGUGUUCCAAAACUGUGACGUUCAUGCUCGUCGACCUAAUCCAGGCCAAAGGAACAUGGUCACGGCACAAGGUCGCGAUGACCCUAACCAGAACACUGGAAUUGUUAUCCAGAAAUGCAGGAUUGGUGCAACCUCAGAUUUACAAGCCGUUAAGAACAGUUUUUCUACUUAUCUAGGGAGACCAUGGAAGCAAUAUUCGAGGACUGUUAUCAUGCAAUCUGUUAUAAGUGAAAUCAUUCAUCCAGCUGGUUGGUUCGAGUGGGAAGGAGAUUUUGCACUAGACACAUUGACUUAUCGGGAGCAUCAGAAUAAUGGAUCUGGUGCCGGGACGUCAAACAGGGUUACAUGGAAGGGGUACAUGGUGAUUACCACCGUCGCUGAGGCGCAAAGCUAUACUGCUCGGAAUUUUAUUGCCGGCGAUAGUUGGUUAAAAGCCACGGGUUUUCCUUUUUCUCUUGGUCUUUGAAUUAUGGCUGAAAUUUAGAUUCUGGUGAUUCAGAAUAAGUGUAUCAUCGCCAAGUUUUCCUUUGCUCUUGUUGACAUUCGAAUGAACUUGCUCCAUGACCGUGAGUUUAGUAAUGAGUUAUCUGAUAUAGAUGAAUGUAGCCAUGCACCUCAGCAAGGCAGUAUAUUUCUAUCUUCUACUCAAACUAAAUGGAUUAAAUCUGAGCUAGCAAUUGAUAGUCUGGACUGAAAUUGGUAACGAAACCUCGCAAUUCAAUUCUUCAUACACUUCUAAAUUUGGCUGAGACUUGAGAAUUAGCAAACCAAAGAUUUUCUUUCUGAUAUCUUGAAAUCGAGAUAGUAAUCUUUUAUCGAAUUAAGUGCAUGGGUCGGCGAAUGAGCUGCUAGAAGUUGACAUAUCCAACCAGAACCCAUGGAAAAGGAGAACAUAAGAAGCCUACUUGCAGUUAGACAUCCUCAUACGAGGAAUAUAUUCAUAUAACAAGCGUUAUUCAGCGUAGCAGGUAACUUACUUAUGUCUGAUGUUCAAGUUAGGCUGCCGAUGAACCAUGAGCAUAUUAAAAUGUAACCAAGUUCGGAAGCAUUGUCACAAUCAAAAUGGCAUAUUAAAAUGUAACCAUGAGCAUAAUCUUUUUUUUUUAUUAUUAUUAUUACUAGUGAUUUUAGUGACCGGAAAAAUGCUGCCAGCUAGUGGGCAAUUAUCAUUUAUCAUCCAUAAUCAAAA
This is a messenger RNA of Durio zibethinus, 2504 nucleotides long. RefSeq names its product pectinesterase-like. The record is from RefSeq and is a predicted model, not a curated record. Lineage: Eukaryota; Viridiplantae; Streptophyta; Magnoliopsida; Malvales; Malvaceae. Gene Ontology annotation, molecular function: enzyme inhibitor activity; pectinesterase activity. Gene Ontology annotation, biological process: cell wall modification.